CUACGAUGGCUGCUGAGCAGACACAGAAUAGAGUGGAAUAUAAGGACAACAGUAACCUUUUCCAAACAAAUGCUUUCCGACUUAUUUAUAAAAUGUUGGAAAUGGCUUCACGCACUCAAGAAGACACUUCAGAACUAGUGGAUGAGAUUCUUCACAGCAUCUUCUUUUUGGGGGAAAUUACCCAACCAGAGUUUUCUCCCAGAGAACUUUUUCUUGAUAAUGAUAUCAUGUUUGAUUACUUAAGGGAAGCCUAUCCGGAGCCUUUCAGACUUUAUUCCUCUCGUCUACCAAGACGGAGUCCAUUUUCAUGUGUGCUGGACAUGGUUGUUCAUCUGAAAGGUCAAGAACAUGAGGAUGAUAUUAGAGAAACCCUGAAGGAACUCAUCACAGAGUUGAAGAGAGGCAAUAACCAAAAUAUGUUGAUUUCCACCACAAUCUGCAUCUCUGCUGGCAACAGCAGAGAUUCAGUGAAGCACUAUGGAGUCUCCAUGUCCACCACUGGUCGUCCUGCAGGCCGAAUCCUGGUUGCUGCAUCCUGCCUUAACUUCUGGGAGAAACAUGUAGCUGAUGCAGUGAUGAGCUACUAUCCUAUAAAAAGUAGGAAGGCAUACUUUGAUGUAACCAUCAAACUUCCUGCAGAUGUCAGAUGUGAAGCCUUUAAUCUUGGAAGCAGAAAAGCAAUAAAUCCCUGCCUUUCUUGUAAAAAUAUGUUUGGCUUGGAUACGACUGAUGAACAGGAGUGGCCUUAUGGCAACUGUGCAGAAGUUGAAAGUUUAAGUAACUUGCUCAGAGAGGAAGAAGUUAGAGAACGAGUACAAAGAUUUGGAAACUGGACAGUAGAAAACAAGGAAAAGGUUAAACGUGCUGUUAUCAAUCAUCUUAGAAAUGAACUGAAGAAGCUUAGCUUUGCAUGGGACAACCAGUUCUACACUGCACAAAAAGCAUUAGCUGAUAAUGAUGGUGAGGAAGAUCUUGUAGAAUAGACUUUUACUAGAUGAAAAGCAGAUAUUCACAAUGACUCAACUGUAAAGUCGCAAACAUCUGAGAGAUGUCAACAGUUGGGAAUGGGAAAAUCAUUUUUAAUCUGCAGACAUUUUGGUAUUGUUGGACUGUUUAUAUUUGGAGUUAUUCAACA
This is a messenger RNA of Poeciliopsis prolifica (blackstripe livebearer), 1135 nucleotides long. RefSeq lists its product as uncharacterized. The record is from RefSeq and is a predicted model, not a curated record. NCBI's taxonomy places the organism in Eukaryota, Metazoa, Chordata, Actinopteri, Cyprinodontiformes, Poeciliidae. The transcript has 5 exons. Bases 6 to 983 code for a protein of 325 amino acids.